This is a messenger RNA of Thecamonas trahens ATCC 50062, 487 nucleotides long. RefSeq lists its product as uncharacterized. The record is from RefSeq and is a predicted model, not a curated record. NCBI's taxonomy places the organism in Eukaryota, Apusomonadida, Apusomonadidae. The transcript has a single exon. The coding region runs from base 1 to 324 and encodes 107 amino acids.
AUGGACGUGGCUGGCUUUGAGGCGCGGGCAGCAGAGGCUGAGCAGAGGUUGAAGGCGCUGGAGGCGGCGGUGGCGGCGGGCGCGGGCGCAGGGCCGUCGUCGACGCUGGGUGUGGACUCGGGUGUGGUGGAGGAGCUCAACAAGGACAAUGCACGCCUGCGGUACCAGGUCAAGCACCUCAUCCGCUCGCUUGAGGCCGAAGAGCACGCCCGCGCUGAGGAGACCGGUGCCCUCCAGGCCGAGGUCGCUCGCCUCCAGUACCAGGUCAAGCACCUGGUCCGCUCGCUGGAGAACGAGGAGGCCAAGAACGCUGCCGAUGCCUGAAGGACGAUUGCCAUCCGUGGCUCCUGCCUGCGGCUGCCGCCUUGUUGCCGCGCCGUGGGCGCCAGAUCGACAGCGCUUGCGUCCAUGGCCGCCGCCAUGGAUCUGCCCGGGCCCAGGCAUGCCUUGGCCGGUAUGACCGUAGAUAAAACAUGUCCUUGGUCAC